Molecule: messenger RNA, 783 nt
Organism: Candidula unifasciata
Lineage: Eukaryota; Metazoa; Mollusca; Gastropoda; Stylommatophora; Geomitridae
Source: the annotation of a GenBank genome assembly
AUGCAGCCGCCACAAACAAAUGAGGAAAAGCAGUUGGACCUUGCAUUAGAUGAUCUUAUCCAGAGGGUUCGAGAACUUAAGCAGGGUGUUUCAAGCUUUAUAUACAAGCUUGAGAAUGACUAUCAGAAUAUUUCAUGGCCUAACAUGAUGGAGCACUUUGGAGUACUUUCCUCUGGCCUGAGUUCAAUAAAACGAUUGUUGAAGACAGAAAAGAUGCCACUGCUGAGGAACUAUGUUUUGUUUCCAAUUUUACUGUCCCCUGACCGAGAUCCACAUCUUGAGAAAUUAACAGAAGGCCGUGUCUCAGCUUUCAACCAUGAAGUGGUGCCUGACUAUCUUCGCACGAAGCCGGAGCCAGAAGUGGAAGAGAAAGUACAGAUGUUGAGCAGCAAGGCAGCAUCUAUCACACCAGAGGUGGCCCAGAAACAAUUGACUAUGCUGAACAAGAUUACCAGUAACAUUCUGGAUAUUAUCAAUGCUUCAAGUGAUGACUGGGACAAGGACUCUGCCAGUCUAAGGAAUGCCCUUCCGCCAACAACAUCCCAGCAAGAGACAGCAAUGCUGAUAGCCGCAGUAACCAAGGGGGUGAGAUUACGGAGACAAGAUUCUCAGGGCCAGAUGUCACCGGCCCCGCAGAUGGGGUCCAUGCCAACACAGCAGCACCAGCAGCAGCCUUUGCCUCAGAAGCCUCAGAUGCCUGGAUCUGGUAUUGGCAGGGUCCCAAGUGCCGUAAAGACCAACAUUAAGGCCGCUGUUACGUCACACCCAUAUCAAAGGCCAUAG